ACCUUUCAUCUCUAGAGUCACUCUACUCACCCGCAACCUCAGUCCUUCCAUUAACCUUCGUCUCUCAGCUUCUCUUCCAACUUUCAACCCAAAACCAUUAAACCUGUUAUGCAAAUUUUCUAGGCUCCCAAUCACUUCCUGAAAACCCUAAUUUUGGAAAUGGGGUCAAUUAACUUCAACCCUUUCGGAAACUGGUUCCAGAAACCCCCAAACCCCAUCCCUCCCAUCAACCUCCUUUCGUGCAACCUCCUCAAUACUCCCAAAACCCUAAACUUCGCUUCAAUCAGCGGUUCAAAUACGUCCAAAAAAACCCCAAAACCCGAAAAACCCUCGGAUGAACCCGAGAAAUACAAGAAAAUGCUGGAGCAGUUCUUCUGGGAAUCAGAAACAAUGCCCAAUUACAGACACGCUCCAGAAGUUGAGAGAAUCCUAAACGAAGACCCCAACUUCGAGAAGAAAGAGAACCCGACUGAAGAGGAAAUUAGGGAGAACGAGAAGUGGUGGAAUGAGUUCAGGAGCAGUCCAGUGGUGCAGUUCUUGGCUCGGGCAGAGGAAAUUGCGACUAAGAUGAACGAGAUGGAGCUUGAAGAGAAUGCGAAUCCGUACUGGGAUGAGGAUAGGAAGCUGUGGCAGGCCGUGCCGCACGUGCCGGGGUUGGACGGCCGGCCGAUGCCGCGGAAGGCAAUAAAGACGAAGAAGGAAUCUGAUGACAAGUUUUGGGACUUUACCAGGCAGUUCUUUUUCGGGCUUUGGGGAUUCCGGCAGCGCCCAUACCCACCGGGCCGGCCUAUUGAUGUUGCUCAGGCUAUUGGGUAUAAGCGGCUCGAGAAGCGAUACUAUGAUUUUAUAAUGCGAAGCGGUGGGUGGUACUAUAAGGAUCGUUUGGGUCGGACACGUGGGCCUUUGGAACUGAUAACACUUAAAACUGCUUGGGGUGCUGGGAUAAUUGACAAAGACACUUUCAUUUGGGGUGAGGACAUGGAUGAAUGGGCACCGAUACACAUGGUUUAUGGGUUGGAACCUGCUAUUGCCACUUGGGAAGUCAGACUUGGAGCAGCGGCAACAGCUUUCCUCCACAAACUACAGAAAGGUAUACCUCCUUGGGUUCCUCUUAAAGGGCAUGAGAAGAAAACCUAUAAGCAGCUCCAAGAAGAAGCAAUAGAGAGCAAGAAACGUGAUUUAGCGGUACUGGAGGCUAAUGAUGGUGUUUGGCCUGGAGUAAGAACUCCAAGUCAUGCCCUAUUUCUUUGGGCUAGUGGCUCUGAACUGACGACAAUUUUGGAAGAGGACUAUAUGCCAAACAAAUACAUCCCAAAAGAUCUUAGGCUCCAAUUGGCUGAAGUUAUCCCUGGGUUGAGACCAUGGGAGGUUUUAAGUGUAGAACAGGCAAUGGAUCAAAUUACAUAUGGGGGAGAGUGGUACCGUGAACCUUUUGGUAUGUUCACGACUGGUCCUCCUUAUAUCGAGAAUUGGAAUAAUGAUGUGAAGAGAAUGUUCUCAAUUUUUUACAAGCUCUCCGCCAGAGUCUACAACAAACUGGUACGGACUGUUCCAGGUUUUGAUAAUAUAAUGGAAAAAGUUGAUGCUGAUGCUGCUGCAAGGGAAGCCAUCCGGAGAGAGAAAAGAGCUGCGCAGAAGGCUGCAAAGGAGAAAGCUCUAUAUGAUCGAUUUCAGAAAUGAUCUAUAGCUGCCUUUUUUUAUUUCUUGGUCCUUAGGUAGAUUUGAUGGUAAAGCCCUAAAAUCCUGUCUUUGCAUCAUGUCAACUUGUGCAUGAACCAUUGGUUAUCUUCAUCUUAAGUAAUACAAGGUGAUUUGGUUAUUCAAAAUAGCAGUGUAUGAUUUGAUCUCCAUGAUAUGUCAAAUUUGAAACCCAGAACAGUAACACUUCUGCUUCACAUUUGAUUGAUGCUAAAUGGCCUAUACAAUUUGGGAGGAGACUA
Messenger RNA from Vitis vinifera (wine grape), 1940 nucleotides. Its product is annotated as protein TIC 56, chloroplastic. Lineage: Eukaryota; Viridiplantae; Streptophyta; Magnoliopsida; Vitales; Vitaceae. The transcript is spliced from 5 exons. The coding region runs from base 160 to 1680 and encodes 506 amino acids. The record is from RefSeq and is a predicted model, not a curated record.